Glarea lozoyensis ATCC 20868 is the source of this 1563-nucleotide messenger RNA. RefSeq names its product Cyclin-like protein. Bases 1 to 1563 code for a protein of 520 amino acids. Gene Ontology annotation, cellular component: cyclin/CDK positive transcription elongation factor complex; nucleus. Lineage: Eukaryota; Fungi; Ascomycota; Leotiomycetes; Helotiales; Helotiaceae. Gene Ontology annotation, biological process: positive regulation of DNA-templated transcription, elongation; regulation of transcription by RNA polymerase II. The transcript is spliced from 3 exons. The record is from RefSeq and is a predicted model, not a curated record. Gene Ontology annotation, molecular function: cyclin-dependent protein serine/threonine kinase activator activity.
AUGACAACUGUUGAGCAUUACCGGCCAACGCACGUCUUUCCAUCAGAUGCGCCUUCAAAUGCUCGACGAUCCCAUACCACCUCCACAUCCAUAGCGAAGAUCCCACCAGCGGUCCCAUCACCACCUCGAUUGUCGCGAAACUCUCCGCCGCAGAAGCCGCAACUUCGCGGCGUGGAUAUUCUCAACUUCAAGAUGUCAUCAAACGAUUCGAAUCAAUGGUUGUUUACCGAUGAAGAGUUGAGGAGUACGCCUUCGAUAUUGCAUGGCGUGGAUCCCAAGUUAGAAAGACAGCAGAGAGCCAAAGGAACCAACUUCAUACUCCAAGCUGCGAUACUCCUGAAGAUUCCACAAAUUACCAUUGGGGUCGCCAGUACAUUCCUCCAUCGAUUUUACAUGCGCGCAAGCAUGGACAGUAAGAGAGGUUACCACCAUUACACAAUUGCAGCUACCGCUCUAUUUCUUGCGAGCAAGACUGAAGAAACUUGCCGGAAAACAAAAGAAAUUGUCAUCGCGUGCACCAAAGUAGCACAAAAAAACUCCAACCUCAUAAUAGACGAACAGUCGACCGAAUAUUGGAGAUGGAGAGAUAAUAUUAUGCACCACGAAGAAGUCCUGCUAGAAUACCUCACAUUUGACCUCGUGCUGGAAUCGCCAUAUCAUGCGCUAUUUGGCUUUCUACGUGAGCUAGGGGUUCAGGAACAUUCGAAACUCAGAAACGUGGCGUGGGCCUUUUUGAACGACGGAACGCACUCUACUAUUUGCUUGUCUCUACCAUCAAAGGACAUCGCAAUCGCCGCCAUCUACUUUGCGGCUCAAUUCAUCAAUGACACCCUCCCUGAUGAUGAAGAAGGACGGCCAUGGUGGAUACGCUUAGGUGGUUCAGCAGAUAAAAUAGUUAAAGGGGUUAAAAUCCUGAGCAACUUUUGGAAAGAGAACCCUCUCAUGCGACAAGAUAAUCCAUACGAGAGAUCACCAAUAUAUAGUGCGGAAGAUCUUAACAGGAGUAGAAGAAGCGCGGAUAUUGCAUCACCGAGUCCCCUGCAUUCGCAGAUGGCCAGAAAUAAUAGUCAGAUGAGUAACGGACCUACUAAUGGGACGGGGGAGAGUUCGCACAAUUCUCAAAACAAUGGGAAAAUGGAGAAAUCAAUAAGCUCAAACGGCAUUCCUAAACCCGAGGAUAGGAAAGACAGAAACUCGAUGCAGAAAGACGAAUCGAUUGUUAAGGCUGUCGAAAACAGCAAUGGUACAUCAGAUAAGGCUUUAAAAGAAGCGGCCAAUGACCCGGCCACUCACGCUCCUGGUGGCGUCAAGCGCAAGGAGGUUUCAGACACCAGUGAUUCGUCUUCGAAAAGGGUCAAAACCGAAUCGGGUGAAUCGGAACCAGUGUCACUAGAAGAUGCCAAGGUAGACGCAUCACCUCCGGCGGCCUCGUCAAGAAAAGACAUUUCUCAGGACUCAAAUGAUGGUCCAAUGAAUGGUUUAAAAGCAGAGUUGCCAUUAAAACCACCGGUAAAGGAAGAUAACAGAGGAGAAGAGAGCGAGGAAGGAGAGUUGGACGAAUAA